AUGAAUCUUGGUAUUCUUGCCGCGGCCUUUGCAGCGACAAUCGGAAAAUACUCUGAUGUCGUGACUCGUGCUUUCGUAGCACACGAGGCCAAUUCCGAAGUUCCCGCUAUCCGAUCCUUCUUUUACGCUGGGGGCCAGUAUGUCGAUGAUGGCGCAGGCGGACAUAUUUUUCGGGGCCAAAUGUAUGUCGAGAAGUUGACCCCGGCAAAGGGUCCGUCCCAGGAUAUCCCAAUUGUCAUGAUUCAUGGCGUGGCACAGACAGGGACUAAUUUUCUGAAUAAGCCGGAUGGUGGUCGUGGUUGGGCAUCUCUAUUCCUCAGUCAAGGCUAUGAGCUCUACAUAGUUGACCAAACCUUUCGUGGUCGAUCUGCUUGGCUACCUACCCCUGGUGGCGAGAAACCAAUCAUUCUCUCUGCAGAAGCGAUCGAGGCAGCCUUUACCAACUCCCAAGAUCACAUGUUAUGGCCUCAGGCUGUCAACCAUAUUCAGUGGCCAGGUUCCGGUGUGAAAGGAGAUCCAAUAUUUGACGCCUUUUAUGCGUCCAAUGUGCAGUUUGUCGAUAAUUCUGUGACUCAACAAACAGCCAUGCAAGCAGCGGGAGCAAGUCUGUUAGACAAGAUUGGAAAACCAGCGAUCAUCCUUGGACAUAGUGAGGGUAGUUUCAUGCCAACCCUUAUCGCCGACAAACGGCCCAAUCUUACCAAAGCUAUUGUUCUUUUAGAAGCUGCAGGACCUCCGUUCAAAGAUGAAAUAUUCCACUUUGGAGGAGACAACCCUCGUCCGUGGGGGCUAUGGGAUGUCCCAAUCACAUAUGAUCCUCCGGUUACGGAUCCAAAAACCGAACUUAUCAAAAAGGUUCAUCCUCCCCGGGACAAUCUUUCUACAGAGUGCACUCUCCAAGCCGACGAUCCAAAACCGCGAAAGCUGGUUAACCUUGAAGAUAUUCCUAUUCUUAUUGUGAAUGGAGCUGCAUCUUAUCAUCAGCCAUAUGAGUACUGCACAGCUGCAUAUUAUCGCCAAGCUGGGUGCAAGGAACUUGAACAUAUCGAACUUGGGACUAUUGGUAUUCAUGGAAAUGGACAUAUGCUUUUCAUGGAGAAGAAUAGUGAUGAGAUACAAGCUGUUAUCCAUAAGUGGAUUGAUAAAUUUGAUAAAAUCUAA
Fusarium venenatum is the source of this 1161-nucleotide messenger RNA. Its product is annotated as Alpha/Beta hydrolase protein. NCBI's taxonomy places the organism in Eukaryota, Fungi, Ascomycota, Sordariomycetes, Hypocreales, Nectriaceae. The record is from RefSeq and is a predicted model, not a curated record.